Molecule: messenger RNA, 3134 nt
Organism: Fukomys damarensis (Damara mole-rat)
Lineage: Eukaryota; Metazoa; Chordata; Mammalia; Rodentia; Bathyergidae
Gene: Gnptab
Product: N-acetylglucosamine-1-phosphate transferase subunits alpha and beta
Exons: 18
Biological process (GO): carbohydrate phosphorylation; N-glycan processing to lysosome
Cellular component (GO): Golgi apparatus
Molecular function (GO): calcium ion binding; UDP-N-acetylglucosamine-lysosomal-enzyme N-acetylglucosaminephosphotransferase activity
Source: RefSeq, a predicted model, not a curated record
UUCUUCAGGUGGCCUCCAGCCACAGCCUUAAGCUGCCUUCCCCGAGGGCCCCCGAGGGCCCAGCCCUGUCCAACUGCUUACAAUACUCUACCUGACUCAGCUGUCUCUCUCAGUCUUGCUGUGGAGCCCAGGCUGGCCUGGAACUCGCAGCGACCCCCCUGCCUCAGCCUACCGAGUGCUGGGAAGACAGGCGCGCACCACCCCGCUGGCUCCUCAGUGGGUUCUGCUUCACAGGGAAAGUUGUGCUCUUGGUUCCGGAGGUACAGGAAACACCGUUUCUUUCCUCUUCUCUCCACCCAGGUGGUGCUGGAGUGGAGCCGAGACCAGUACCACGUCCUGUUCGACUCCUACAGGGACAAUGUGGCCGGGAAGUCCUUCCAGAGCCGGCUCUGCCUGCCUGUGCCCAUCGACGUGGUUUACACCUGGGUGAACGGCACAGACCUGGGGCUGCUCAAGGAGCUACAGCAGGUCCGGGAGCAGAUGGAGGAGGAGCAGAAGGCCAUGAGAGAAAUCCUGGGGAAGAACACGACAGAACCCACGAGGAAGAGCGAGCAGCCGCUGGAGUGCCUGCUGACCCACUGCGUCAAGGUCCCCAUGCUGGUCCUGGACCCCGCGCUGCCGGCCCACAGCUCCCUGAAGGACCUGCCUGCCCUGUACCCCGCCUUGCGCGCAGCCAGCGACCUCUUCCACGUGGCCAAGCCCAAGAACCCUUCCACCAACGUGUCUGUGGUCGUCUUCAACAGCGCGGGGGACGUGGAAGACGCCCACGCGGGGCUGCUCCGGGGCGGCAGUAAGCAGACGGUCUGGAGGGGCUACCUGACGACCGAUAAAGAAGUGCCUGGGCUGGUGCUGAUGCAGGACCUGGCUUUCCUGAGCGGAUUCCCGCCAACCUUCAAGGAGACGAGUCAGCUGAGGGCCAAGCUGCCGGAGAGCCUGGCUGCUAAGAUCCGGCAGCUGCAGCUGUACUCUGAGGCCAGUGUCGCGCUCCUGCAGCUGAACAACCCCAAGGGCUUCCAGGAGCUGAGCAAGCAGACGAAGAAGAACGUGACCAUAGAUGGCAAGGAGCUCACGCUCAGCCCCGCGUACCUGCUGUGGGACCUCAGCGCCAUCAGCCAGUCCAAGCAGGACGAGGAUGUCUCUGCCAGCCGCUUCGAGGACAACGAGGAGCUGAGGUACUCGCUGCGCUCCAUCGAGAGGCACGCGCCGUGGGUCCGCAACGUAUUCAUCGUCACCAACGGCCAGAUCCCGUCCUGGCUGAACCUGGACAACCCCCGCGUGACCAUCAUCACCCACCAGGAAGUCUUCCGGAACCAGAGCCACCUGCCCACCUUCAGCUCCCCGGCCAUCGAGAGCCACAUCCACCGCAUCCAGGGGCUGUCGCAGAAGUUCAUCUACCUGAACGACGAUGUCAUGUUCGGUAAGGACGUGUGGCCGGACGACUUCUACAGCCACUCCAAGGGCCAGAAGGUUUACCUGACGUGGCCCGUGCCCAACUGCGCCGAGGGCUGCCCGGGCUCGUGGGUCAGGGACGGCUACUGCGACAAAGCCUGCAACAACUCGGCCUGCGACUGGGACGGCGGCGACUGCUCGGGUACGGCUGUGCGGCCCGCGUGCGUGCGCUGCUCCCCUCUGCCGCCAAGAGCGCUUUCUCGUUGGCGGCUCCCCGCGGUCCUGUUUGGACUCGUAAGGAGCCUCCUUGCCUCCCCAGACCACUUUCACGAGCUGUACAAGGUGACCCUUCUCCCGAACCAGACCCACUACAUCCUCCCCAAGGGCGAGCGGCUGCCGUACUUCAGCUUCGCGGGCAUCGCCCCCAGGGCCGUGGAGGGCUCGUACGGCGACAGCCCGCUGAUCCGGCACGCGUCCAUCGCCAACAACGCCGGGGGAGGAGGCGAGGGCGCGGGGCUCGGGAGGAAACUGCAGCAGCUGGCCGGGAGUGACCCGGGCUUCCUGCCCUGGGAGAGGAGGAAGUACUUCCAGGACCUGCUGGACGAGGAAGCGGCGCUGAAGACCCAGCUGGCCUACCUCGCCGACGGCAGCCGCGCCGGCCGCCAGCUCAAGGACACGUUUGCGGACUCGCUGCGCCACGUGAACAGAAUCCUCAACAGCAAGUUCGGCUUCGCGUCGCGGAAGGUCCCCGCGCACAUGCCGCACAUGAUCGACCGCCAGGUCAUGCAGGAGCUGCAGGACAUGUGAGAGUUCGACAGGACGUCUUUCCACAAGGUGCGCCACCCCCAGGACAUGCAGUUCGCCUUCUCCUACUUCUACUACCUCAUGAGCGCCGUGCAGCCCCUGAACGUGUCCCAGGUCUUCGACGAGGUGGACACGGACCGCUCGGGCGUCCUGUCGGACCGCGAGAUCCGCACGCUGGCCACCAGGGUGCACGAGCUGCCGCUGAGCCUGCAGGAUCUGACGGGUCUGGAACACAUGUUAAUAAACUGCUCAAAGGUGCUUCCUGCGAACGUCACUCAGCUGCACCGCGUGCCGCCCACCCAGGAGGCUUACUACGACCCCAACCUGCCCCCAGUGACCAAGAGUCUGGUGACCAACUGUAAGCCAGUGACUGACAAAAUCCACAAGGCCUAUAAGGACAAAAACAAGUACAGGUUUGAGAUCAUGGGGGAGGAAGAAAUCGCUUUCAAAAUGAUCCGCACCAACGUCUCUCACGUGGUUGGCCAGUUGGACGACAUACGGAAAAACCCCAGAAAGUUUAUCUGCCUGAAUGAUAACAUUGACCACAGCCACAAGGACGCGCAGACCGUGAAGGCCGUGCUGCGGGACUUCUACGAGUCCAUGUUCCCCACGCCAUCCCAGUUCGAGCUGCCCCGGGAGUACCGGAACCGCUUCCUGCACGUGCACGAGCUGCGGGAAUGGUAUGGCUCCACUUGGUGCUUCUUCUGAGAGCACAGAAUUCGUACGCAGUGUGUUUGGUUUGGGCUGUUAGAGACAAGGCCUCACCCCCUAGCCCGGGCUGGCCUGGACCUUGGGGGGAAUCCUCCCGCCUCAGUCUCCCAGGUACUGGGACUGCAGGUGUGCGCCUCCACGCCUGCUUUUAAUGCUUGAAAGACAGUGGCCUUUCUGGUUUAGCUGGAGGUCGGUCGCGUAGCACUCAGCUGUCUGCUGCCUGGCAGAGG